AUGUAUACAAGGUGCAGUGACCGCAUCAAGGAAAGGAGCACACCCAUCACCUCGAACUUCACCUGGUCGCCCACCUGCCAUCCUGCAUGGCCCUGUGACACACAACAGCUCGAGUCAGGAACAAGCUCGGCCUCAGUGACGCUGGCCAGCGCCCUGCAGGUCAGAGGCAAAUCUCUGUCGGAGGAGGAAAUCUGGUCCCUCUUGUCGCUAGCUGUGGAGAGGCUCCUGGAGGACCUCAGCAAUGACUCCUCGGACUAUGUGGUUUGCCCCUGGUCAGCCCUUCUUUCUGUGGCCGGAAGUCUUUCUUUCCAAGACCACGUUUCUCACGUAGAGGCUGCUCCUUUCAAGGCCCCCGAGCUGCUACAGGGACAGAGCAAGGAUGAGCGGCCAGAUGCAUCGCAGAUGCAUGUCUUUUCCCUAGGGAUGACCCUCUACUGGGCUGCAGGAUUCCACGUCCCGCCAAGCCAGCCCCUGCAGCUCUGCCAACCGCUGCAUGCCCUGCUGCUGGCCAUGUGUGAGGACCAGCCCUGCAGGCGGUGCCCACUGCACACCAUCAUGGAAGCCUGUCAGGCCCACCAGGAGGAGGUGGCUGCACACUCAGCUCUUGCCAGCCUCCACGUGAGGCGGCUGGUGGGCUUGGUUCUGGGAACCAUCUCUGAGGUGGAGGAAGAUGACUGCACACAGCAGAGCAGAAGCUACCUUCUCAGGAAAAGGCUGCAGUCACAGAGUGGCGAGAGCCCCAAGGCCCGGGCCCUGGACUGUGUGCAGCCCUGCAGAGUUUCAGAGCAAAGUGCAGAGAUGCAGAGCCCCCGGGAGUCCCACUGGAGCAGCUCAGCACAUAGCCACUACCUCCUGUUUGAGAACAGCGCUCUUGUAGGUACAGCACCCCUCAGGCAGCAGGACAGCCAGCAGCUCAGCUUGGGGUCUGUGUUCCUGGCAGAAGCAGAAAGAUCACGGCCAGUGACUGCCCAGCAGAGGUUCCUGCAGAGGAAGGGAAAGUUCUCCAGGCAUGAGUUCCUCCUGCUGGCUGAUGAGGCCCCUGUGAUGCUGCUGCCAGGAUCAGUUGUGACGAAAAAGGGGAAAUCUUACUUGGCUCUCAGAGACGUCUGUGUGGUCCUGCUGAGUGGGCAGUGUCUGCAGGUGAAAUGCGAUGUCAAGUCCACAGCAGUGGACUUUGAUGCCAUCACAUCCUUUGCCAACCGGGAAGUCAGCUACUUUGGCUUGGCUUAUGUGAAAGGCAAUGAGUUCUUUUUCCUGGACCGUGAAACCAGAUUGUGUAAAAUAGCUUCUGAAGACUGGAGGGAGCAGCCCCUGAAGACCUCCACUGACACCUUCACACUCUUUCUGCGGAUCAAGUUCUUUGUCAGCCACUGUGGGCUACUUCAGCACAGCUCGACCCAGCAUCAGUUCUACCUGCAGCUUCGUAAGGAUGUUCUGGAGGAGAGACUGCACUGUGAUGACGGGACACUGUUGCAGCUGGGUGUCCUUGCCCUGCAGGCUGAGUUUGGCAGUUACCCAAAGGAGCAGGCAGAGAAGAAGCCAUAUUUUCGAGUUGAAGAUUAUAUCCCUGCCACUCUUAUCACAAGGAUGACCACUCUCCGAGUCCAAGUAGAAGUCUCAGAGAUGCACCGGCUCAGUACUGCCCUGUGGGGAAAGGGUGCAGAGCUGGAGUUCUUGAGGGUCACUCAGCAGCUCCUGGAGUAUGGCAUUCUGGUUCACCGGGUAUUUCCAAAGAAGAAGAGGCUGGAAGGGGAGAUGGCCUUGGGGGUCUGUGCCGAAGGUGUCAUUGUAUACGAAGUGAAAAACCAUAGCAGAAUUGCAACUUUAUGGUUUCCAUGGAGAGAAAUUGGGAAGAUUUCGACCUACCCAAAGAAAUUCUCUGUCACCAGCAGCAUCACUGGGAAAAAGCACACGUUUGCCACGGAUUCAGCCAAGACCUGCACGUAUUUACUGGGCCUCUGCUCUGCCCAGCAUGGCUUCCACGCGCAGACGGGCUCUGGGCAGCCUCCCUGCCUCCUGACUGAAAAGGGAAAGCUCGUGCAAUCAGCCAGUUUGAGUCCUGUCCAACAGGCCCAGUCAAAGCCUCUCACCUGGAUUGAGAGACUGUCCGGCUCAGAAAAGAAGCUGUUUGCACCCAGGGUUCAGGAUGCCACAGGAAGCCUGCUGGGUGAGUCGCUGGAGAACUUCAGCAUGAAUGGCACCAAGGAGACCAGGGUAGAAGGGAUUGGAGGCAGCCCCUACACUGGCCAGGAGCAGCAGGACAGUGCCUGUUCAAUCCAGAAACCAAUGACCUGGGACCUUCUCUUGCAGCCACCUGUUCAAAGCAUACACUCAGGGCCACAGGAUAACAGGAGAGAGCCCUUCACUGCUCAGCCGGGUCAGGAACUCGUGCACGUGGUGCUGAAGCGUGACACACACUGCGGCUUUGGUUUUGCCAUUAAUGAUGGAGAAGAUGUAGGCCAAAUGAACCCUGGUAUUUUUAUAUCUUCUAUUAUACCUGGAGGACCAGCAGCAAAAACUAAGACCAUCAAACCAGGAGGACAGAUCCUUGCCUUGAACCACAUCAGCCUGGAGGGCUUCACAUUCAACAUGGCAGUCAGAAUGAUUCAGAAUUCUCUGGACCACAUAGAGCUCACCAUUUCCCAAGCUGAAGGUAUUUGUAGAAAUGCCCCCAGGAAAGAGAAGGACAGCACGGCCAGUUGUGGCACCUUCUCUAAAGACAUCCUGAGUGGCAGGCACCAGGGACGUUUGUCAUCACACCCACAAGACCAGGACAGAGACCCUGAGGAGCGGGAAAUGGCCCAGGCAGAAAGCCCCAUGUUUUGGCAGAGUCCUCAGGGCUCACCUCUGCCAGUGAAGGGUGCUGCUGGUUCUUCUUCCCUUCUAUCACCUCUGGAAACCAAUGCAGGUGAAAUCUACUUUGUGAAGCUUGUUAAAGAAGAUGGAACACUUGGAUUCAGUGUGACUGGUGGCAUCAACACAAGUGUGCUCCAUGGAGGAAUCUAUGUGAAAUCCAUCAUUCCUGGAGGCCCAGCUGCCAAAGAAGGGCAGAUCCUGCAGGGUGACUGGCUCCUGCAAGUGGAUGGAGUGAGUCUGUGUGGUCUCACCCACAAGCAGGCUGUGCAGUGCCUCAAGGGUCCUGGGCAGGUUUCAAGGCUGGUGUUGGAGGGAAGAGGCCCUAGCAUGGCACAGCAGGGUCCUUCUGCUAAUGACAGGAUGGGAGAUGAACACGCUGUGGUUACCUUGGUAACAGCCCUGCCUGGCAGGCCCGUGAGCUGUGUCUCAGUGACAGAUGGUCCUAGGUUUGAAGUCAGGCUGCAAAAGAACACCAAUGGCCUGGGGUUCAGCUUCGUGCAGGUGGAACAGGGCAGCUGCAGCCUCCUCCAGAGUGACCUCAUUAGAAUUAAGAGACUCUUUCCAGGGCAGCCAGCCCAAGAGCAUGGGGCCAUUGAGGCUGGUGACAUCAUUCUGGCGGUGAACGGAAGGCCCACAGAGGGCCUUGUUUUCCAGGAGGUGCUCAAUCUGCUGAGAGGGCCUCCCCAGGAAGCCGCACUGCUCCUUUGCCGACCGCCUCCAGGUGUGCUCCCUGAGAUGGAGCCAGCGGGGAAGACACCCAUGGACAAAGAAUUUACCAAGGCAAUGUAUACAGACUCAGAGAAGAGCCCCAGCCUGGAACAGGAGGACAGCUGGAGAGACAGCACCUCUCCAGAUGCAAGGGAAGGCCUGGCUCUCGGAGAGGCACAAGGGAGUCAAGACGGGGACAGACCCUGGGCCAGGUCCUUGGCACUUGCCCUGGAGUCCCAUCCUCACUUAUGGCAUUGUCACCUAGAGACAGAGGAGCCAGCCCUGGCUACCCCUUUGGAACAGGACAUGAGGCAGAACUGCUAUUCUGUGUGUGACAUCAGGAGACUUGGCAGAUUCUCCCUCUCAUCCUCUCUAACUAGACUUGUGACAUAUUUUCUGAGCACCCCUGUGCAGGUGAACACAGAGUGCCAGCCAGUCUCCUGGGGCAGGACCUUCGGGUUUCUGAAUGACAUCCCUUUGGUGGAAGAGACCUCAAAUGAUUUUGGUCCAGAGAAUGUGCCCACCGACUCUGUCACCAGGAAAGAUGAUGACCUGGGAUGGAGCUACUGGCCCAGGUGUUAA
Messenger RNA from Fukomys damarensis (Damara mole-rat), 4146 nucleotides. It is a transcript of the gene Frmpd2, whose product is annotated as FERM and PDZ domain containing 2. The record is from RefSeq and is a predicted model, not a curated record. Gene Ontology annotation, molecular function: protein binding. Gene Ontology annotation, cellular component: cytoskeleton. Lineage: Eukaryota; Metazoa; Chordata; Mammalia; Rodentia; Bathyergidae.